Molecule: messenger RNA, 986 nt
Organism: Myotis myotis
Lineage: Eukaryota; Metazoa; Chordata; Mammalia; Chiroptera; Vespertilionidae
Gene: MPLKIP
Product: M-phase specific PLK1 interacting protein
Exons: 2
Coding region: 16-669 (217 amino acids)
Cellular component (GO): nucleus; midbody; centrosome
Source: RefSeq, a predicted model, not a curated record
GGGGAGCCGGAACCAAUGUGCUGUGCGGCUCCGGCAGCCGGGGGACUGCUUUGGUAUGGGACCACCAGCUCUCCCCGGUGGCUCAGUUCAGACAGUUCCGGGGACGCGGGAGUGAGGCCUUCCUCUGCCGACAUGCACCGACAGAACUUCCGACCUCCGACUCCUCCUUACCCCGGCCCGGGGGUAGGAGGUUGGAGCAGCGGGAGCAGCUACCGGGGUACCCCGGGCGGAGGCGGGCCGCGGCCUCCCUCCCCUCGGGACGGGUACGGGAGCCCGCAUCACACGCCGUCGUUCGGGCCCCGGUGUAGGCCCUAUGGGAGCAGCCACUCUCCGCGACACGGCGGCAGCUUCCCCGGGGGCCGGUUCGGGUCUCCGUCCCCUGGCGGCUACCCUGGCUCCUACUCCAGGUCCCCCGCGGGGUCCCAGCAGCAAUUCGGCUACUCCCCGGGGCAGCAGGCCCACCCCCAGGGUUCUCCAAGGACAUCUACACCCUUUGGAUCAGGGCGUGGUAGAGAAAAAAGAAUGUCUAAUGAGUUGGAAAGUUAUUUCAAACCUUCAAUGCUUGAAGACCCUUGGGCUGGCCUAGAACCAGUGUCUGUAGUGGACAUAAGCCAACAGUACAGCAAUACUCAAACAUUCACAGGCAAAAAAGGAAGAUACUUUUGUUAACAUUUCUGAAAUUCAACGGGAAGCUUCAUGUGUCAGGAACAUCUUGGACAAAACUCACUUGUGUGCCUAAGUUGAACCCUGACAUGGUGACUCUGACUGAAUAAUUAGUUGAGUCUUCUUGGUAUUUUUCAUCAUGUCAAAUAUUGUGGGUAUGAGAAAAGAAAUAUGGUAGGAUAAUUUGCAAUAUUUCUCUGAAAGUGCCUACCACAUUUUAGAAGAUUUACAGUUUCCAACUAUUUAACAUUCUUGGUUAUAUAAUGGACAUUUGUCUUUUAAUGUUUUUCCAGUGUUUUAAAAUAAAACAUUUUGUCUUCCUA